This is a messenger RNA of Heterostelium album PN500, 207 nucleotides long. RefSeq lists its product as uncharacterized. NCBI's taxonomy places the organism in Eukaryota, Evosea, Eumycetozoa, Acytosteliales, Acytosteliaceae. The record is from RefSeq and is a predicted model, not a curated record. The coding region runs from base 1 to 207 and encodes 68 amino acids. The transcript has a single exon.
AUGAUCGUGGAUAAUGAAGACCAAGAAUUUAUUUCUGGAUUGUUCCCUCAGUCAUUGGAAUCACUCACUCUAAGUUUGUAUGAUAUUCCAUUGGAUGAACACUCUCUGCCACAAAAUUUGAAAUCACUAUGUCUCACUACAUUAAAUGCCACUGUUGACAUUAGACACCUACCUCGAUCACUGGAACAUAAUCGUUACAAUUCAUAA